AGUACAAGUGGCUGGUUAAGAAUUCUAAUUUUAGUUGGUCUCCGAAAUUAGUCAAAACUAGUCUUUUGACUAGUUUCAACCCAAAACAAACUUGGUUUUGGUCCUUUUUUUUUUCUUUUUUUUUUUUUUUUUCAAAAGUUUACUGAUAUUUUCUUUUCCAAAAUCCACACCAAGUUGGUUUAUAACUUGGCACUCCUUGUAGAAAAGAUCCCUUCUAGUAGGAAAAAAAAAAAAAAGAAAGUAGUAUAAAUAGUUCAUGUAGCAAAGCUCGUGUAAGUAUUGGAAAGUUCUCUGCUUUUGCUAAGUAGUGAAAAAAAAAAAAUUGUGGAAAGAUGAUGAGUCUCUCAGGAAUGCCUUCAGCCUCUUCAAUAUUCCAGGCUUAUGCCUCAAUGUCUGCUUCAAUUACUAUUUUUAAGACAAUGCUGAAUCAAAUGGUUCCUCAUCAAGUCCAGCAAUAUAUUGUAUUCAAAAUACGUAGCUAUUUUCGUCCAAAUUCAUCAGACGACGUUACUUUAGUUAUCGACGAAAGAGAUGGCAUGGGCAUCAACGAAGUCUACAACGCUGCUGAAACCUAUUUGUCAACCCGAAUCAGCCCUGAAAUUCAACGUUUCAAGAUCAGCAAAAGACCUAAAGACACAAACGUGAAUGUUAAAUUCGGUAAUUGUGGGAAAAUUUCUGAUUCUUUCGAAGGGAUUGAAUUGGUAUGGAAGUUUGUUCAGGAACCUGGCAAAAACACAAUUUCCAGAUUUCGUGAUGGUGAUGGUGAUGGUGGUGGUAGUUGUGAGAAACGUUAUUUUGAGCUCAGCUUUUACAAGGAACACAAGGACAAGAUCUUGAAUUGCUACAUCCCUCUUGUAAUUAACAAAGCCAAAGACGUGUGCAAUAACAAAAAAGUUGUCAAGUUGCAUGCCCUAAACAGUAGUCAUAGUUAUAAUCCUUCAACUUGGGAUUCCGUGAACCUUGAGCACCCUUCAACUUUUGAUACAAUAGCAUUAGAACCAUCACUCAAAAAAACCAUAAUAGAGGAUCUUGAUAGGUUUUUAAAGAGGAAAGAGUUUUAUAGGAGAGUUGGAAAAGCUUGGAAAAGAGGGUACUUAUUGUAUGGACCACCAGGGACAGGGAAAUCAAGCUUGAUUGCAGCAAUUGCUAAUUAUUUAAAAUUUGAUAUUUAUGAUUUAGAGUUCUCUAAUAUAAAACGCGAUUCGGAUUUGAGAAGGUUGUUGCUGAGCACCAAGAAUAGGUCUAUACUUGUCAUUGAAGACAUUGAUUGCGGUGUAGAGUUGCCUGAUAGAACUGAAAAUGGCACAAUUUACUCUACAAAUGAUCGUUCACGAGAUUCUGAGCUUACACUUAGUGGAUUAUUGAACUUUAUAGACGGGCUAUGGUCGAGUUGUGGAGACGAAAGAGUUAUCAUAUUUACCACAAAUCACAAAGAGAGGCUUGAUCCAGCUCUGUUGCGACCUGGACGAAUGGACAUGCACAUUCACAUGUCCUACUUAACCAGUGAAAGCUUUAAGGUGUUGGCAACUAAUUAUCUGGAAAUAAGUGAUCCAAAUUAUAGGGGUUUUAAAGAAGUACAAGAGUUGAUUGAAGGUGUACAAAUCACCCCUGCAGAGGUUGCUGAGCAAUUUAUGAAAAGUGAAGAUCCUGAUGUUUGCAUUGAAGGUCUUGUUAAAUUUCUCAAGCGAAAAAGGAUCAGUAACAAUGAGGAAUCAGAGGAGACCAGGGAUGAUAAUACUACUCAUGAUGCGGCACAACUUCCUCAAAUGACCGUGGAGUGUCCUUGAGAAACUCUCUGUAGGACUUUCUUCUCCAAAGUGGAUUUUAUGUAGUACACAGUAUUUGUUUUGAAUCCAGUCACUGUCAUUUGGGCGGCCAACGUCUCUUUCAAAAUGAUGCUAUCUGUGCAAGUGCAUUGAAUCGCGUGUCUGGACGCUGAUUGCACAUAGGCUUAGUGGGGUUCUCUCUUGUUUGGAACUGCUUGCUUGCAUUUAAAUGACAAGUUUUAAGGAUCUGAUUAGUUAGGACAAUCUUUUUAUUCUUUCCACUAAUUUUGGUCGGAAGAAAGCAUUUAAUACUU
Molecule: messenger RNA, 2080 nt
Organism: Lycium ferocissimum
Lineage: Eukaryota; Viridiplantae; Streptophyta; Magnoliopsida; Solanales; Solanaceae
Product: AAA-ATPase At5g17760-like
Exons: 2
Coding region: 333-1787 (484 amino acids)
Molecular function (GO): ATP hydrolysis activity; ATP binding
Source: RefSeq, a predicted model, not a curated record